Messenger RNA from Aphidius gifuensis, 1000 nucleotides. RefSeq names its product LIM domain-containing protein A-like. The coding region runs from base 37 to 927 and encodes 296 amino acids. NCBI's taxonomy places the organism in Eukaryota, Metazoa, Arthropoda, Insecta, Hymenoptera, Braconidae. The transcript has 4 exons. The record is from RefSeq and is a predicted model, not a curated record.
UAUUUUUAUAUAUUUUUACAAAUUAAAUUAAAGAAAAUGAGGAAUCCAUAUCCUGUUCCUGAUAUGAGUAGUGAAGGUGAAUGGAUGCCACCUGGUCCAACAUUGUCAAAUAAUGUCUCAAUAAAUGAUCGAGAUUGGUGGAGCAAAGUACGAACUCAUGAACGUCUUUUUUCUCAUCACACUCUUACAAGUAUUCGUCGAGACAGUCGCCUAAUAAAAAAUGAUGAAUUGGUACCAGUUGAUGCAUUGGAUUUUGCAUUAUCUUCAAUUUAUAUUCACAGUGAGGAUUGUAACGUACCAAAAAUGUAUGUUCCAAUGCAGCCAGAAUCAUUGAACAUGGAAACAUGGAGAGUUCUUCGAAAUGAAAUUAAUAAUGCAUCUGGUCAAAUUUCAUUAUCAAUGAAAUCAAUUCCAAAACAUACAAAUACCACAAAUACCACAAAUCAUACAAAUAGAAGAAAAUCAUCAUCAGCAUCAUACUCUGGAUCAUCAGCAAUAAAAAAUAAAACAACAACUGUAAAUAAAACAAAAAUGAAAACAAAUAAUAACAACAAAGUCAAUAAAAGUGGUCGUGGUGGUGGAAUUGGUAAAAAUAAAUCAGGUGGACGAUCAGCAAGAAGUAAAUCACGUGGACGAUCAUCAGUAUCUUCUCGACGAAAAAAUGGACCAAAACCAGUUGUUGGAAAUAGACAAAGAAAUAAUAAUAAAUUAUCAUCAAUAAAAAAUAAACGUUCUCAUAAUGAUCAAGAUGAAAAGGAUGAUGAUUCACGUGAAAGAGAACCAAGAAGAAAAAAUUUUGCUGCACAAAUGAUGGCAAUUGAGAGAAUUCAUCCAAGUAGUAUCAAGUUGGCAAUCGAUGGUCCUCAUACAGAUCAAACAAAUCCUGGCUUCAGUCGUAAAAUCGAUGGAACAUUUUACAGCAUAUAAAAUUUUCUUUUUUUUUUCUUUAUUAUAUACACGUAAAUUUAUAUAAUUUAUUUAUUUUAAUUGAAAAAAAAAU